UUGUCUGAUGCCACUUCAGAGAGGUUUUGCUUGUUUUUGAAUGUGUCUAGGGUGUUGGGGUGUGAAUAAUCCUACCUCUCUUCUUCUGAGCUCAGAACCAAUAGAGAAAAUAAGUAAAGGUGCCAGACAGGCUCCUGGUGGGCCUCAGCGGGGCAGGGGUUGCAGGAGCGUUGCAGUGGAAGCACUGGCACACCAGGUCGUUCCUGGCGUGUCCUCUCCUCUCGCCUUUCCCUCUGGCCUGUUGCUCCAGGUGCAACAAGUAUCUGAAUGUCAUGCUCCAGUCCAAGACUGGCCCUGUGCAGUGGUUGGGUGGUGAUUGCCCUUGCCUGAGGGCUUCUGUUUGGGUCACCAGAAUUAGGGUGAUGGCUGCCUUCUACUUCCUUUAGGCCUUCUUCCAGCAGGUGACUGACAGGCCAGACUCCCUGGCCACUCAGGAUGUCCACCUCGGCCUCAGCCAGAGCUGCCACAUGACCCGAGCCUGUGAUUCGCCAAGUCUUGCCAGUUGACUGUGCCACAUGUGGUGCGGAUUUAAACACCGUCAUUAGACCAGCCGGAGGUGCCCAGAAAGGAGUGGCAGCCUCUGGUGGCCAGCAGUCGGCACCCAAGUUGAUUCUUCUCAAUAAAGACAGUUUACCAACUUCCUAGCUAAAUGGGAUUUACUCUUUGCAGCUUUGUAAAGUUUUUUCAUAAAAUAAUCAAAAUAGUGCAAAUACUUUAUUUCUAUACGUCUAAACGUGUGCUUUAGAAAUACUUCUGCCUUCCAAAGAGAAACUAGUAAACCAAUAGAGCAGACCCAGGUGUCCACCCAUUUGGUUGAGAUGGUAAAUGCUAAAAGUGUAAGACUGCCUUUUAAAACCCAUUUUUCCCCAGACCUGCUGACUUUCUACCUGUUUGGUUUGCUGUGCUCUGUGUCAGCAUGGAUUCCAAUCUCCAACAGGAAAUCUUGGUGGCUGAGCAAACGUGUGACCCGAGAAACAGCAGCUAAGCAUUUGGGAUGCUGACAAGAGGCUGGUGUAUACACUAAGGUCUCCACCAUGGACCCAGACCCCCAAGCGGGCGUGCAGGUGGGCAUGCGCGUGGUGCGCGGCGUGGACUGGAAGUGGGGCCAGCAGGACGGCGGCGAGGGCGGCGUGGGCACGGUGGUGGAGCUCGGCCGCCACGGCAGCCCUUCGACCCCCGACCGCACAGUGGUCGUGCAGUGGGACCACGGCACCCGCACCAACUACCGCGCGGGCUACCAGGGCGCACACGACCUGCUGCUCUAUGACAACGCCCAAAUCGGUGUCCGCCACCCCAACAUCAUCUGCGACUGCUGCAAGAAGCACGGGCUGCGGGGCAUGCGCUGGAAAUGCCGUAUCUGCUUCGACUACGAUCUCUGCACGCAAUGCUACAUGCACAACAAGCACGACCUGGCCCACGCCUUCGAGCGCUACGAGACGGCCCACUCGCGCCCGGUCAUGCUGAGUCCCCGCCAGGGCCUCCCAAGGAUCCCGUUAAGGGGCAUCUUCCAGGGGGCGAAGGUGGUUCGGGGCCCCGACUGGGAGUGGGGCUCACAGGAUGGAGGAGAAGGGAAGCCAGGCCGAGUAGUGGACAUCCGUGGCUGGGACGUGGAGACAGGCCGGAGCGUGGCCAGUGUGACAUGGGCUGAUGGCACCACCAACGUGUAUCGUGUGGGCCACAAGGGCAAGGUGGACCUCAAGUGUGUGGGCGAGGCAGCUGGCGGCUUCUACUACAGGGAGCACCUCCCAAGGCUUGGCAAGCCUGCAGAGCUGCAGCGCAGGGUCAGUGCUGAUGGCCAGCCCUUCCAGCGUGGGGACAAGGUCAAGUGUCUGCUGGACACAGACGUGCUGAGGGAGAUGCAGGAAGGCCACGGCGGGUGGAACCCCCGGAUGGCCAAGACGGGCACCGUGCACCGCAUCACAGACCGUGGGGACGUGCGUGUGCAGUUCAGCCACGAGACCCGCUGGACCUUCCACCCUGGGGCUCUCACCAAGCAAAACUCCUGCUUGGUGGGUGAGGUGGUGCGGGUUAUCGACGACCUUGACACGGUGAAGCGGCUGCAGGCUGGCCAUGGAGAGUGGACCGAUGACAUGGCCCCUGCUCUGGGCCGCAUUGGGAGAGUACUGAAGGUUUUUGGAGACGGGAACGUGGGUGUGCUGGUCAGUGGGAAGCUGUGGACCUUCAGCCCCUCCUGCCUGGUGGCCUACCGGCCUGAGGAAGAUGCCAACCUGGACGUAGCUGGGCGAGCCCGGGAGAACAAAAGCUCCCUGAGUGUUGUCCUGGACAAGCUUCGAGCCCAGAAGAGUGACCUGGAGCACCCAGGGAGGCUGGUGGUGGAGGUGGCUCUGGGCAACAUGGCCCGGGCUCUGGACCUGCUGCGGCGGCACCCGGAACAGGUGGACACCAAGAAUCAGGGCAGGACCGCCCUGCAGAUGGCUGCCUACCUAGGCCAGGUGGAGCUGGUGCGGCUGCUGCUGCAGGCUCAGGCGGGCGUUGACCUGCCAGAUGAUGAGGGCAACACAGCACUGCACUACGCCGCCCUGGGGAACCAGCCCGAGGCUGCCCGGGUGCUCUUGAGCUCGGGUUGUGGGGCCAAUGCUCUGAACAGCACUCGGAGCUCAGCACUGCAUGUGGCCGUGCAGAGGGGCUUUCUGGAGGUGGUGAAGGUCCUCUGUGAGCGUGGCUGUGACGUCAACCUGCCUGAUGCCCAUGCUGACACACCCCUGCACUGCGCCAUCUCGGUGGGCACUGGUGCCAGCGGCAUUGUGGAGGUCCUCACCGAGGUGCCAGGCAUCGACGUCACCGCCACCAACAGCCAGGGCUUCACCCUGCUGCACCAUGCAUCCCUCAAAGGCCACACACUAGCUGUCAGGAGGAUUCUGGCACGGGCCCGGCAGCUGGUGGAUGCCAAGAAGGAGGAUGGGUUCACGGCACUGCACCUGGCCGCCUUCAACAACCACAGGGAGGUGGCCCAGGUUCUCAUCCAAGAGGGCCACUGUGAUGUGAAUGCUCGCAACCGUAAGCUACAGUCCCCGCUGCACCUGGCUGUGCAGCAGGCCCACGUGGGGCUGGUGCCACUGCUGGUGGACGCCGGCUGCAGCGUCAAUGCUGAGGACGAGGAGGGGGACACGGCUCUGCACGUGGCCCUGCAGCGCCACCAGCUGCUGCCUCUGGUAGCUGAUGGGGGUGCAGGGGACCCGGGUCCCCUGCAGUUGCUGUCCAGGACCAGCGUUCCCAGGCGCUCGCCCUCACGUGACAGCGUCUGUCCCGCCAUCCAGCUACAGGCCUCGGGCCUUCCAGGCAGCGCGGAGCUGACGGUGGGCGCGGCGAUAGCCUACUUCUUAGCGCUGGAGGGCGCCGACCUGAGCUACGCCAACCACCGCGGCCGGAGCCCCCUGGACCUGGCUGCCGAGGGUCGCCUGCUCAAAGCCCUGCAGGGCUGUGCUCAGCGCUACCGACCCCUGUCCCCACGCAGGGAGCGGCAGGCUUGCGGAGGUGGCAGCGGGGGCUCGGCCCAGGGCACAAGACUGGUGCUCAGUGCUCCGGACACUGUGACCAACCUGCAUGUGGCCGCGCCGACGGGGCCCGAGGCCGCUGAGUGCCUAGUGUGCUCAGAGCUGGCGCUGCUGGUGCUGUUCUCGCCCUGCCAGCAUCGCACAGUGUGCGAGGAGUGCGCGCGCAGGAUGAAGAAAUGCAUCAGGUGCCAGGUGGUCAUCAGCAAGAAGCUGCGCCCAGACGGCGCGGAGGUGGUCAGCGCGGCCCCCGCGCCCGGCCCACCGCGGCAGUUGGUGGAGGAGCUGCAGAGCCGCUACCGGCAGAUGGAGGAGCGCAUCACCUGUCCGAUUUGCAUCGACAGCCACAUCCGCCUCGUGUUCCAGUGCGGCCACGGCGCGUGCGCGCCCUGUGGCGCGGCGCUCAGCGCCUGCCCCAUCUGCCGCCAGCCCAUCCGCGAUCGCAUCCAGAUCUUCGUGUAGCCGGCGCCCCCCCCCCCCCCCCGCCCCUUUCCGGGGCCAUGCCCCGCAGCCGCCCUCGCAAGCCCUUUCUCUGUGUUUUAUAAAAAGAUUGCUGGAC
Messenger RNA from Budorcas taxicolor (takin), 4071 nucleotides. RefSeq names its product MIB E3 ubiquitin protein ligase 2 (gene MIB2). Gene Ontology annotation, biological process: protein ubiquitination. Gene Ontology annotation, molecular function: ubiquitin-protein transferase activity; protein binding; zinc ion binding. Gene Ontology annotation, cellular component: cytoplasm. The record is from RefSeq and is a predicted model, not a curated record. The transcript has 19 exons. Bases 1035 to 3974 code for a protein of 979 amino acids. Lineage: Eukaryota; Metazoa; Chordata; Mammalia; Artiodactyla; Bovidae.